Messenger RNA from Geodia barretti, 862 nucleotides. The record is from the annotation of a GenBank genome assembly. Lineage: Eukaryota; Metazoa; Porifera; Demospongiae; Tetractinellida; Geodiidae.
CACGUGCGAUUUAAUCUCUAAAAGACGCCCACCCCGUGCCUCUUCUUUCGUCGUUUUUUCUGGCAAGAUUCGCUCAGAGGUUCGUUGGCGGAGUCUGCUCUGAUCUAUAGGAUGACGACUCACUCACCGGAUCUCCAGUGGUUGCUGAUCAAGAACACGUCCAGUUUCCUGGUCCGCCGCAAGUACGCCAAGGCCAACACCUUCACAACUGAGCCCAACAACCUCACCGGCAUAAACGCGUGGAAGUACAAUGGGCUAGUGAAUAAAAAGGCUGUGGGUAUCACUGCUGGUCCGGAUAACAAGGGUAUAGUUCUGAGGACGAGGAGGAAGCGUGGAGGGACCCGGCGACCUGCCAAGAUGUUCUCCGAUGUCGUGAUGGUUGGCGACAGGAGACGCACGUUCCGGGCCAUCAGGAAGAACCUGGGCGGGAACUGCUACCGUCGAGAUCUGGUUGAGGUCAGGUGACUCUGUGGUGUAUGAGGCUCGAUGAUGAAAACUCUUGACUGAGGCUGUGUUUUGGAGCUCCGCGGGAGGACCACACCUCUUUUCUCUUUCUGUGCUUUCUUUGUCUUUUUCUGCCUCAUUCCUUUCUCACUCUCUCUGCUUUGGUCUCUUCCUCGAGCUCUGCAAUGAUGGCAAAGAUUAUGAGAGCUGAGAGCCUGGUUCAUGUUGUAUUGUGUGUGUCUCUGUGAGGGUUGUUUGUAGCUCUGUGUGCUUCUUCUCCCAGGUUGCUGUCAGGAAGGCCAGUGCUAUUCUUGCCAGCCAGCGACCGCGAAGAUUGGCCAAGAAACACAAAUGAGGACAAAACUUGUUUUUAGUGGCCACUGUAAAACAUGUGUAUAUAAUAUGGACGACGUAACAA